This is a messenger RNA of Coprinopsis cinerea okayama7#130, 538 nucleotides long. Its product is annotated as ylMBF1. The coding region runs from base 12 to 458 and encodes 148 amino acids. Lineage: Eukaryota; Fungi; Basidiomycota; Agaricomycetes; Agaricales; Psathyrellaceae. Gene Ontology annotation, molecular function: DNA binding. The record is from RefSeq and is a predicted model, not a curated record. Gene Ontology annotation, cellular component: nucleus. The transcript has 4 exons.
CAAACUCCACCAUGUCUGACGAUUGGGAUACCAAGCUCGUUAUUGGCCAGAAGCGCUCCGUCGCAAAGGUCACAAAGAAAGAGUCUGAUCUUAAUGGUGCUCGUCGCGCCGGCGCCGUAGUGGGCACAGACAAGAAGAUUGCUGGAGGCUCCAACAAGGCUCAUGCCGGCACCGACCACCAGCGCAUAGCCAAGCUUGACCGUGAAAACGAAGUUGCACCCCCUCCCAAGGUUUCUCCUACCGUCGGUCGCGCUAUGCAAACCGCCCGACUAGAGAAGGGUCUGACGCAGAAGGACGUUGCCCAAAAGAUCAAUGAAAAGCCUGCCGUCUUGCAAGACUACGAAUCCGGAAAGGCCAUUCCCAACCCCCAGAUCCUCGGCAAGCUCGAGCGAGUGCUCGGUGUGAAGCUUCGUGGUUCCAACAUUGGACAGAAAUUGGAGGGGCCCAAGAAGACGUAACGCGCUUUAUGGCCCCUCCAUAGCUUUGCUUUCCAUGUACCAUUAGACUUAGACGCUGUUAUACCAUUCGUAUUUGCAUU